Molecule: messenger RNA, 1932 nt
Organism: Myripristis murdjan (pinecone soldierfish)
Lineage: Eukaryota; Metazoa; Chordata; Actinopteri; Holocentriformes; Holocentridae
Gene: skap1
Product: src kinase associated phosphoprotein 1
Exons: 13
Coding region: 233-1360 (375 amino acids)
Cellular component (GO): plasma membrane; cytoplasm
Molecular function (GO): protein binding
Source: RefSeq, a predicted model, not a curated record
GGUUAGAUGUUGCUGUGCAAGUUUGCCUAUGAGAGUAUGUGCCAACCUCUCAGUUCUGCUGUCAUAGAGCUGUGACAGUAACAUGACAGAGGCUUGGUUUGUGUAGGCUGCCUUGGAGUCUGACUGCUUCAUGAGAGAGCAAAGUUUGAGGGGGCUGAAAUAAAAGAGCCUGAAAAGGUCAGAAAAGUCAAGGGACGAGAGCAUUUGGAAGCAGCCAGGUGAAAAAGUACGAAUGGGGACAAUCUCGGGUGACAUCAGGAGGCUUUUGGAUGACUGUGAGCUGUUUGUGUCAGACAUCCUGCAGGAUGAGAACCUCAGUAAACAUGCCAGAGAGACGCGGGACAUCUUACUGAAUAACUUCAGGGUGGUCCAUGCUAGAAAUCCUCAGGAAUUUCCCUUUCGAUCGGACUCCAGGCAUGAAGACAGUUCUGAUGACAACCAGAGUUCCAGUUUGGGUCGCUCGGCCCCCUCAGACGACGCCUCAGUCGCCUCUGACUACCAAGAUGAAGGAGCUCCAGAGUUCUUUGAGGAAAUCCCCCCUGUGGCAGCCCAGGAACUCACCAACAUCUUGAAGCAAGGCUACUUGGAAAAGAAACGACGAGACCACAGUUUCUUCAGCGAGUGGCAGAAGAGAUGGUGCGUCCUGAACAAUACGAUAUUCUACUACUUUGGGAAUGAGAAAGACAAACAGCAGAAAGGUUCAUUCUAUAUUAAUGGCUACAGUGCAGAACUGGCACAGAACCUGCGCAAAGACUCCAAAAAAACAGCUUGUUUUGAGCUGAGCGCCCCUGGACGGCGGACUUACCAGUUCACUGCCAGCAGUCCUCGAGAGGCCAGAGAAUGGGUGGACCAGAUCAAUUUUGUAUUGAGAGAUCUCAGCUCCAGCUUCAUCCCUUUCGAUGAUGAUGAGGAAGAGGAAGAGGAGGAGCAGGAGGAGACCUAUGAUGACAUUGAAGGGGUGACCGGCCCUCCCCCGCCACGGCCCGGUGCUGCCCGAGCCUCCCGGAGCAACCAGGAGGAGUGGAGGGGUAGACAAGGAGGACAGGAGACAGGAGGUGAUGAGGAAGAGGAGGAGGAGGAGGAUAUCUAUGAGGUGCUGCCAGAGGAGGAUUUUGCAGAUGCUGUGGAGGAGAGCAAUGAGAAGAACACCAAGUCAGCUUGGUCAUCAGAUUAUGCUAACUACUACCAGGGUUUAUGGGAUUGCGAGGCCGACGAGCCAGACGAGCUGACCUUCCAGAGGGGAGAUCUCAUCUACAUCAUUAGCAAGGAGUACAACAUUCAUGGUUGGUGGGUUGGCGAGCUGCACGGUACUGUUGGUAUUGUCCCCAAGGACUUCCUGGCCCCUGCCUACAUCCUCUGAGCCCCAACAGAGCUGCUGGUGACACAUGUGCCCAUGAAUUUAAGAAGCAACCCCAUCAGAUCAUCUUUUGUAAUCUGAAAAUUAUUAUCUUUCAUAAGAUUGUAUAUAAUAUCUUGUAAAUCUGCUGCAAUACUACUUUUUCAUGUGGAAUCCAUUUAUAAAGGCCUACUUCAUAUUCAUGAGCAAAUGGAUGGUGGACUGAUACAUUUGUAAGUUGAUUGGUUAAAAUGAGUGAAAUUCUGAAUAAUAUGUUAGCAUAUUGUAAAUAAUUUCCUCUGUUGAGGUAAUGUAAAGGUCACGUCAUUGCUAAAAUACAUCAAAUAAAUUGAACAGAUGCUGUGUACAGCAUGAGAAGUAUGUCAGCUCACAUUCUAUUUAAUCUAACACAAAAUUUCUAAAAGGAAUCACAGUAACAUACUGCUGUUGGCAUAGAUGAUCAAUUUAAUUUUGAGUGUGGUUAUUCAACUUAUUGUUUCAUUACCAAUCACUAGGUGGCAUUCAUGCUCAAAUGUCUUGUUUUAAAAAGCAUGAGCUGGUGUGUUGGGAAUAACAAGUACGACAGGAUCUGUCAU